Messenger RNA from Colletotrichum aenigma, 360 nucleotides. RefSeq lists its product as uncharacterized. Bases 1 to 360 code for a protein of 119 amino acids. Gene Ontology annotation, biological process: regulation of DNA-templated transcription. Gene Ontology annotation, molecular function: DNA-binding transcription factor activity. The record is from RefSeq and is a predicted model, not a curated record. The transcript is spliced from 2 exons. Lineage: Eukaryota; Fungi; Ascomycota; Sordariomycetes; Glomerellales; Glomerellaceae.
AUGGAAACUGAUUCUACGAACGGUUCAAGGGGCCAGGACGGGCCCCGCUCGCGGAAACGAGCAGCAUCCUCUCAGGGCAUGUCAGAGUCAGCGGCCGAGAAAAAGCGUACGCAGAACAGGAUCUCUCAGCAAUGUGCGAGAGAAAAACAGUCUGCGUACAUUCGCCCGAUGGAAACUUUGGUCGCAGCUUUGAAGACUCCAAAUGAAGAUGCUACGGAACAAACGAAGUACGAUGAGCUGGUCAAGGCCCACCUCAAGCUCGCGGAGGAGAAACAGCAAGUGGAAGACGCGUUAUUCCGCCUUCGCCAGAAGCUUUUGAGUGUUGGAAACCUUGCCACGGCAGCCGCUGACAGCAACUAA